AUCACUUGUCUUUGAACUAUAUAAACCAGUAUUCUCUCCCUUGUUUGUCACUAGUACCACAAUGGCCUUCUUUCUACGACUGGCACUUUGGGUGUCCCUAAUUUUCAUGUCAUCUUCAGAACUUGUCAUUGAUGUCCAACCAAGCGUUAUUUCACCAGAAAUAACACCACAACUUGUGAUCAACUGUUCUAUAACCAACAACAAAGUUCAACAUAUUAAAGUUAUCAAAUCUCUAACUCUUUCUCGUUAUAAUGAAACUAUCAGAGAAUUUGAAGAUCUAUUUACAUUAAACUCUUCGACACUUAAUCUCAAAAAACUUCAUCAAUUAAAAUUUUCACAAAUCAGUUUUGGAAACCUAUAUAUAACUUUAAUUCUACAAAAUCCAACUCAGUUUGAUGCAUUAGUAUAUAGAUGUAAUGUCACUGGAGACAAUGCAGAUGGGACGAAUAUUUCUUUGUUUGAUAAGAUGGCAGUAGAAUAUGAGAAUAACUCGACCGCUUUAAUUGAAGAGAUACGUCGUUAUAAGAAAAAUGAGAGCUUUCAAUGUUCUUUAAAGAAACAUGAGCCCUCUGAGGUCAAUCAAAAAUCAAGAUUUCAAUUUUACGGAAGUUCUGACAUUAUUCAAGAACUAAUUGAGCCUUUGACAUUAAAGUGUUCAUAUAAGACUUUAAGCCAAGGUCAUAAGGAAACUUCUACUAUUCAAUCUCUGUUUAUACUUCAUGAGACUAAUGGUGUCAUUGCAUAUAUAAAUAAACAUCAACCCGUUGUUACAACCAUUCAAGGAGAUAAUUUAAAAAAUGUUGAAGGUGAAAUCUUUGACAACGAAUCAAAAGAUUCCUAUCUUCAAGUCACAUGGCACUAUUUGAAACAUUCAGAAUCUGGAAACUAUUUUUGUGAAACUCAUGUCAGUCAUUCAGAUGGAAGAUUUGAUAAGAUGAAUGAAAUGUUAACAAUUACAGUACAAAGUCCAACACUUGAUGAUUUGGUGAAAGUAAUACAGAAAGUACAAAGACAGGCUGAAGUAGACAAAGAAAGUGUACGAGAGAAUCAACGCAAACUAAAGACAAUUAAAGAAGAUUUGGAUACUAAGCAACAAGAUAUUAUCAGUCUUAAAGAGGAUAUGAAUACUACAAAACAAUAUGUUAAAAACAAUAAUAAAGAUUUGGAUGCUAAGCAACAAGAUAUUAUCAGUCUUAAAGAGGACAUGAAUAAUACAAAACAAGAUAUUAUGAGCAUUAAAGAAGAUUUGGACGCUAAACACCAAAAUAGUGAAAGCAUUCGUGAAAAUAUUGAUAUAAAUAAACACAACAUGACUAUCUUCCAAGAGAAUCUGACCAUGACGGUAGCUAAUUUCUCAGCAGCAUUAAAAGAAGUAGAAAUCCAGAUUCAUGAAGUUAAUAGACUACUUCUGUAUAACUUUGUGCCACCUACAUCUUGUCGUAGCGUUACCAGUACUAAAGCCCGUGUCUUUGUGACUUUAGCUUCCGGGUUAAAGGUCAUGUGUGACACCAAGACAGACGGCGGUGGAUGGAUCAUCUUUCAGAGAAGAAUCAACGGGAAAGUAGAUUUCUAUAGAGACUGGAAGGAGUAUCGUGACGGCUUUGGAGAUUACAAUAUUGGUGAAUUUUAUCUGGGAAAUGAAAAUAUUUUUAAUUUAACUUCUACUGGACAAUAUGAUUUAAGAAUAGAUUUAAAAUAUAUCAACAAGUUAUACUUUGCGCAGUACGAAAACUUUAAAGUAUUGAGUGAGACUGAGAAAUAUCAACUACAGAUUGGAAAAUAUUCAGGAAAUGCACCUGAUGGCUUAUUAGAUCAUAAAAACAUGUACUUUAGUACUUUUGAUAGAGAUAACGACAAGUUAGGUAUAAACUGUGCACAACUCUAUUCAGGUGCUUGGUGGUACAAUGAUUGUCGUCCUAACACUCUUAACGGGAAAUGGGGAAGUAAAUCAGCAGGCAAUGGAUUACACUGGUAUGGUCUAACUGGAUCUGACAGUGUUACCUUUAGUGAGAUGAAACUGAGAGAAAGAAAGUAAAACUCACAUUUUGAUGAAUGUCAAAGUCUUGAUACGUGAGAGUAAAAAUAAAGCAUCUAAACAAAUAUUAUUCUUAAAUACUGAGAUUGUUUCACUGAAAACUAGAUUAUCUUGAUAAUAGCUAAUACGUGUCGAAAUAUUUACAUUUAAUAUAGUUUGUUUGGAAAUAUUAAAGAAUACAACAUUUUUUUUAUUGUACUAUA
Biomphalaria glabrata is the source of this 2238-nucleotide messenger RNA. RefSeq names its product angiopoietin-2-like. The coding region runs from base 62 to 2035 and encodes 657 amino acids. The record is from RefSeq and is a predicted model, not a curated record. NCBI's taxonomy places the organism in Eukaryota, Metazoa, Mollusca, Gastropoda, Planorbidae. The transcript has 6 exons.